Messenger RNA from Acaulospora morrowiae, 196 nucleotides. The record is from the annotation of a GenBank genome assembly. Lineage: Eukaryota; Fungi; Glomeromycota; Glomeromycetes; Diversisporales; Acaulosporaceae.
AUGUCAGAUCCCAAUCCACUAUCAAUUCUAAAAGGAGAAAUCAAUCGUCUUGAGUUUGUUUCAGGCGAAAAAAUAAGGUUACUCUCUCACUUUACCGAAAAUGUGGAAAAAAUUGCUGUUGCAGUAUCCUGUCUUGAGGAUUUUGAUACAGAUGAAGAUAAACGUACUUAUUUGAGGUCUCUAAUCUCUCCACCUG